Colletes gigas is the source of this 1103-nucleotide messenger RNA. RefSeq names its product DNA polymerase subunit gamma-2, mitochondrial (gene DNApol-gamma35). The record is from RefSeq and is a predicted model, not a curated record. Lineage: Eukaryota; Metazoa; Arthropoda; Insecta; Hymenoptera; Colletidae. Bases 126 to 1097 code for a protein of 323 amino acids. The transcript is spliced from 2 exons.
AAAAAUUUAAUUCCUUUAAGAGAUGAUAAUGUGGACAAUAGCUUGCAACGGAAUAAGAUUUUACUGAAUGCUGUCGUUAAAGAAGAAGAAUAUUUUGUAGCUCCUAUAAAAGACACUAGAAAAUUAUGAAUAUAAUACGUAUCUUAAAAGAAUUAAAUGCAAAUUUUAUUAAUCUUGCACAACAUGACCUUAUAUAUGGACCUCAAGGUAGAAUGUUAUUAAAAAAUCUUGAAGACCAUUGGUUUUUACAUUGUGUUACAAUGUCACGGUAUAAUAUAUUUUUAUCAGACAAAAUUACUGAUACUUUAAAUUUUAUUACUAAAACUGCAAUGGAUGACAUACCAUUUGGAUUAGCUACAAUAAAAAAUUCAAAAAAUCAGUGGAAUCAAACUAAUAUUCCAAGUAAUUGUGAAUUUAAACCUCACAGAACUGCUGAAAUAGCUGUUUUUAAUAACGAUAUUGAGAGUAAAAAUUUAUAUCAUAAACUACAAAAAGAACGUAAAAUUUGGUGGCGUAAAAUAGCACAGUUUCCUUUUAGAUUUAAAGUUACCGAAUCGAAAAAAAUAAAAAACUUUGAUACGGUAGAUGUGGAAGCACAUUUUUCUUUUGGAACUAUUGUUGUGGAAAGAAUAACUUACCACACUGACGUUCGAAAAUUAUUCUCUCAGAUUGAUAAUAAAAAAGAUUUUACCAAUAUACAAAUGGUCGAACAUACAGUAUCUUUAGAUUGGGGUUGCUUAGCAUUACUUUGCGAUGCUUAUGACACAGACAAAUCAGUUAAAAUGCAAAUACAUUUUAAGCUAGCACCACAUAAAGUCGCGAUUUGUAUAAAAAAGUGGAAGAAUGAAAUGAACAUUGAAAAUGAUGAUUUAAAUCACUUUGUACUUUACUUAAAUAAUAUGCUUCGAACAGAAGGUCUGAAUACUAUAUUAACUAGCUCGCAACAAGUUAUAGAAACAUGUUUAGUUCCUUUUGUAGUUUUAGUUGACAGGACUAGUCUCGAAAAUGGCAUUAUACACGUAACAAAUAGAUCAACAACUCUCAGUGAAGCAAUUCACAUAACCGAUUUAGCAAAGUACAUAAUUAUGCAUUGUUAACCUACA